Eurytemora carolleeae is the source of this 1298-nucleotide messenger RNA. RefSeq names its product 2-acylglycerol O-acyltransferase 1. Gene Ontology annotation, cellular component: endoplasmic reticulum membrane. The transcript is spliced from 5 exons. Gene Ontology annotation, molecular function: diacylglycerol O-acyltransferase activity. Bases 219 to 1259 code for a protein of 346 amino acids. Gene Ontology annotation, biological process: triglyceride biosynthetic process. The record is from RefSeq and is a predicted model, not a curated record. NCBI's taxonomy places the organism in Eukaryota, Metazoa, Arthropoda, Copepoda, Calanoida, Temoridae.
AGUUUGUAAAAAUUUUCCAUUUCAGAAACUAUGAAUCUUGAUUUACAUGACAUAACUUUGUUGUUUUACAUAAAUGACGCUCAAACAGAGUAACUAACUUCUUUAAAUUACUUAUUAAAAUCAAAAUUACACAUUUUAAAAGCUGAUUCACCUUUUUUUUACGUCCAAACUCAAGAAAAAAUAUGCUCGUUUUUAUGUAAUAAAUGUAGUAAUUCAAAAUGGUUUUGUUUAAAUCUUGGAAAUUUUGCGGUGUUCACUUUGCACCUCUUUUGUUACCUCUUGACCGGCGUCUGCAGACAUUAUCCGUCGCUUUAUGGUUCAUGCUUGCCAUUUUAAUUGGUUCCGUGACAGCAAUAAUAUUUAUGUAUUUGAUACUCUACACCAAUUAUUGGUGGAUACCUGUACUAUAUUUAACCUGGAUGAUAUUUGACCGAAAGUGUCAAGUGCGAGGCGGAAGACCCGAAAGGGUUCAGAAAUGGGCCAGAAAUUGGUCUCUCUGGAGAUUUUACUGCAAUUACUUUCCAAUAAGACUGAUUAGAACUGUUGAGCUGGAUCAAACUAAAAACUAUAUUUUUGGCUCCCACCCUCACGGGCUCCUUUGCUCUGGGAUGUUUGGAGCAUUUGCUACAGAAGGUGCAGACGUCGGCAAACUAUUCCCAAAUUUCAAGAUCCAUGGAACCACCUUGAGCCUAAAUUUCUGGUUUCCUCUGACUAGAGAGUGGAUUCUAAGCCUAGGUGGAGUAUCUGCGAGCAAAGAGUCUAUUUCCUAUUUGAUGAAAGAGCCUGGAGGCGUGAUUGCUGUGAUAGUGGUUGGAGGAGCAGAGGAGAGCAUGUUUGCAUCCCAGACUCAAGUCUCAUUGGUUCUUAAUAAAAGGAAAGGAUUUAUCAAGAUUGCUCUGCAACAUGGAGCCCAACUUGUCCCAACAUUUUCAUUCGGCGAGGCUUACAUUUAUAAUAUCCGUAGUACUCAGCCAGGGACCUGGAUAUAUACCCUUCAGGAGAAGUUUAAAAACAUGGUUGGGUUUGCUCCGGUCUUGUUCAUGGGACGAGGACUGUUUCAGUAUAGCUUUGGUCUGAUCCCGCACAGGAAACCUGUUAAUAUUGUUGUCGGAGAACCUAUACAGGUUAAACAAGUUCCUAAUCCUAGCAGAGAAGAUAUAGAAGUACUUCACGCCAAGUAUAAGGAAGCUUUGUUAGACUUAUAUAGCAAGUACAAUCCUAUUUAUGGGGAUUCAUCGAUUUCUCUCAAAAUUCUGUAAUAUUUUUAACGGGUAUAUUUUUGUCAUCCCCUCCCCCCC